AUGGCACAAAAACAGAAACAGAAGGCUUCAACGUCAAGUGCUGCGGCUGAGAUGGCUGCUGUUGUUCAACAACAACAGCAACAAGAAGAACAGGAAAUGGGACCGUACACAGUUAUUGAAAGACUUGAGCAAUCUGGCAUAGCGUCUGCAGAUAUCCGGAAGCUGAAAGAAGCCGGUUUCAAUACAUUUGAAGCAAUCGCAUAUGCACCACGUAAAGAGUUGACAGCAAUCAAAGGAAUCAGCGAACAAAAAGCUGAGAAAAUCUAUUUGGAAGCCGCAAAAUUGGUUCCGAUGGGUUUCACGACUGCCAGUGAAGUGCAUCUGAAACGAUCGGAGAUUAUUCAAAUCGAAACCGGAUCGCGUGAGCUAAAUCGGCUUCUGGGUGGCGGCUUUGAAACAGGCUCAAUCACUGAAAUAUUUGGUGAGUUUCGAACUGGCAAAAGUCAGUUGUGUCAUACACUGGCCGUGAUGUGUCAACUACCGAUCGACAUGGGUGGUGCAGAAGGAAAGUGUCUUUGGAUUGAUACGGAAGGAACAUUCAGACCGGAACGGCUCUUAGCUGUUGCAGAAAGGUUCAAGCUAUCUGGGCAGGAUGUCCUCGAUAAUGUUGCGUAUGCACGAUGCUAUAAUACGGAUCAUCAGAUGCAGUUACUCGUGCAGGCAUCCGCAAUGAUGGCCGAAUCAAGGUAG
Anisakis simplex (herring worm) is the source of this 690-nucleotide messenger RNA. NCBI's taxonomy places the organism in Eukaryota, Metazoa, Nematoda, Chromadorea, Rhabditida, Anisakidae. The record is from the annotation of a GenBank genome assembly.